Astrephomene gubernaculifera is the source of this 945-nucleotide messenger RNA. NCBI's taxonomy places the organism in Eukaryota, Viridiplantae, Chlorophyta, Chlorophyceae, Chlamydomonadales, Astrephomenaceae. The record is from the annotation of a GenBank genome assembly.
GCCUAUACACUGCAUCAUGGUAGCUGUGGCACUGCUACUUGCGUACACGAGCAUCUUUAAACACUGUACUUCCUAUGUGAUUUGGACCUGUUGCUCAGCUUAUGAUGACCCCAAAGAUGCACAGCCAUCGUAAAAACAUGUAUGUCAUACAGAAUGCGUAGUGAAAGUUACACCGGACCAAUCGGAGCUACCUAAACAGUAAUGGAGGCCGCCGCGAGUCCAGCUCGACGGGAAGCUUUGCUUCACCGACAUGAUGGAGACUCUCCAAUCAUAAGCAUGAAGCGGCUUAUGCAGCAGCUUAUGGAGGAGCUGGAGGGCUUGCGGCAGCAGCAAAGCAUCCUCUUGCAGCAGCUUGCAGACCAAGGGAGGGAGGAGGACGAACACAGGGAAUGGGUCAAGCAGCGCCUGGACACGCUGGAGCACACAGUCCAGGAAGCCGCUGCAGCCGCGUCUGCCUCCGCGGCUUCCGCCUCCGCCGCUGCCGCGUCUGCGAGCUCCGCUGCCACCGCCGCAACCACCGCUGCCGCUGCUGCUGCCGCCGCCGCCUCGCCCCGAUCUCCCUCCAUCUCAGCCACUGGGAUGGCUGCCGUACAGCCUCUCGUCAGAAUGCCCUCCUUUGAGUUCACCCGCCUCGCCUGUUCUUCACUAAACGGCGGCGGCAGCCCCGGCGGGAGUCCCCCCGGAGACCUGGGUGCCCCUGCCGUACAACAUGAGCCUGUUGGCGGCGGCAGCAGUAGUAGCCCUGCUGCCGCUGUUGCUGCUCCUGCUGCUAGCACCAGCUCGAAUGGAGCUCCACCAGCUGCCGCUGUGGGCGGCUCCUGCGGUCCCGUUCGUGGGCGUUUCCGGCAGCCCUCUCCGCCCUCCAGUGACGAUGGCAGAGGAGACGUGGGCGGCGGUGGAGAGGGAGGCGCUGCGUUCCAAGCAGCGGGUGGUGUGGGUGACCCG